This is a messenger RNA of Malaya genurostris, 813 nucleotides long. RefSeq names its product collagenase-like. Bases 1 to 813 code for a protein of 270 amino acids. Gene Ontology annotation, biological process: proteolysis. Gene Ontology annotation, molecular function: serine-type endopeptidase activity. The record is from RefSeq and is a predicted model, not a curated record. NCBI's taxonomy places the organism in Eukaryota, Metazoa, Arthropoda, Insecta, Diptera, Culicidae. The transcript has 2 exons.
AUGGAGUGUAACCAUCGUCCCAGCUCCCCAUUUCUCCAUGAAGUUUGCCAACUUUCGAGAGUCCUUCGACGAGAUAUACUGAAAAAUUCGUUGAAGCAAAUUGAAUCUCGAAUCAUAAAUGGGAAGAAUGCUGAACUCGGUCAAUUUCCUUAUCAAGCCAAACUCAUAAUAGAAACGGAUCAAGAUAGAGCGCUGUGCGGUGGAAGUCUGCUUAGUGACGUAUGGGUUUUGACUGCAGGACAUUGUGUGGAAAAUGCUCGAUCAAUUGAGGUUACGCUUGGUGCAGUGGAUUUCAAUGAUCAAGGAGACGAUGGACGAACUGUUCUCAACUCGACGGAAUAUGUUCGUCAUCCGGAUUACAACCCGAGUACGCUUGCUAACGAUGUCGCCGUAGUUAAACUUCCAGAGAGUGUGACUUUCAGUGAUCGGAUUCAACCGGUAAAUCUUCCGGCAGGCCACAGUAGCUACAAUCGACAGUCGGCCUUGAUCAGUGGAUGGGGGUUAACCAGGGAUAACGGCGCACCCGCUCAAAGAUUGCAAUAUACCACCCUGACCGUUAUUCGCAACAACCAAUGCGAACUUUUCUACCCAAACGGGGUACAGUCAACGACACUCUGCUGUAUGGAUGAUUAUCGAGAUUCAAUGUGCACUGGCGAUCCCGGAGGACCAUUGGUUCUGUACAACAUGAACCGGACACAGAUUGGUGUGCGUAGUUUUACAAGACCCAAUUGUGAACGGAUGAUGCCGGUAGGAUUCGCCAGACUGACCGAAUACGUCGAUUUUAUCAGACAAGUAACUGGCAUUACGGAAUAA